This is a messenger RNA of Lethenteron reissneri (Far Eastern brook lamprey), 4591 nucleotides long. RefSeq names its product protein FAM107B-like. The record is from RefSeq and is a predicted model, not a curated record. Lineage: Eukaryota; Metazoa; Chordata; Hyperoartia; Petromyzontiformes; Petromyzontidae.
CGAAACACUGCCACGUGUGCUGCAAACCGGUAACCGCUGUUGUCUUUACCGGUUUUUUGUCUGGGGUGGGGGAAGGAAGGAAGCUCGCUUGCUGCCAGCGGUGACUACGAUGGGGCUCUCUAUUCUGAACCCGACGCUCGCGGGAACUCGUGCCAAGCCGGACGAGUGAGCGGGGAGCUCGGAGAGCGCGAACCUCCCGACCAGCGGCCCCCGGGCUGGGUGGACGUGCCGGGAGUGACCCUGGGGAGCGGCGAGCGCCAGGAAGGGGAAGCGGAGGAGCGAGGCGACGCGGAGCCGAUGGAGGUGGACGCGAUGCUGUCCGAGCCGGACUACGGGGACGAAACCCCGGGCCUCAUCAAGCCCAAGAAGCUGAUUAACCCCGUGAAGGAGUCUCGUCGGCACCAGGACAUGCACCGGGAGCUGCUCAUGAAGAAUAAGCGGGGCCAGGGUCUGCAGCCCAAGCCUGAGCUGCUGCGUGUGCUCGACCAGCGCAAGUGGGAGCAGCGCGUGGGGCGCCAGCGGCACCACCUCCACCAUGACGAGGAGCCGGAGCCCAACGCCGCCCUGCAGCAGGAGCUGCUCAAGCGCUUCCAGCGCCUCGAGCAGCUGGACCGCGAACUCGAGUUCCCCGGCCCGGGGGGGGAGCAGCCGGGCGGCGGUUCCGGCGGAGCGACCAUCCCCGAGUUCAUCCGCGUGCGCGACAACUUGCGCCGCACGCGCAUCGUCACCAUGGAGACGGAGCAGGGCACGGCAUGACGCCCGCGGGAGGGGGGGGGGGGCACCAGCGUCCACGACGACGAGGUCAACUGUGACGAUCUCGGGCCUCGGGUCGGCACGGAGAAGGGGGAGAACCACCCUGACGAGCGGAGCUCCCGUGCCGGAACCCGGCGAGGGUGGACUCGGACAUGGCACGGUGAACAGAGCCGAUGUUACGCACAUACACACUGCGAGUGUCCUCUACACUGAAUGUAUAUAUGCGUGUGUGUGUAUAUGUGUAUGUGUGUUUGUGUCUUUGUGUCUGCGUGAGAGAGAUUGUAGAGUUUCCCAUACCUGGGCAGUGUGCUUAUGACCGGCUCCAGUUUAACAGCAGAGGUCUCACUCCGAAUCAGUCGAGCGGCAGUAUCUUUUCAUCGGUUGCGUAACGCUGUGUGGAAGCUACCUGGUCUGUCGCUCCGCACGAAGCUUCAGGUUUUCUCGGCAAUAGUCAUUCCCUCCCUUCUCUACGCUUGCGAAACGUGGACCCCCCUAAUGGAGCAUCUUCGCCGGUUGGAAACAUUUAGGCUGGCCUGCCUACGAUCCAUCCACGAUCGAUAACGAGUACCGCUCGACGAGAUGGAUUGCACUGGCCAUAGGAAUGUGGAAUCCACCGCGUGAGCCGUGGAUGUUAGCCACGGCCAGGAAUCUCACUCGGCCCUGGCUGAGCGGUGGGUGAUAUCCAUUGGUGAGAUUGAGAACGGUGGCGAUUCGUGUUCAUUUAUUGUAAUACAUAUACAGAGCUGGCCAGGUCACAUUCUAUGUGACGCUCAGUUGGAAACAUGGAAGUUGAAAUCCAAAUGUGGAAAAUGACUUUCAUCCCGUCGUCCUUUGGGGUCAUUAAAAUUAGAACCAAAUUGCGGGACGUGAAUGAUCGUUGUGCUUUGGAGUGACUAUGCACGGACAUGGGAAUGUGGAAUUCCUAUCCCUGGGGCAGGACCAUGAAUGUUUGCGAGUGCUGCCCAACGCUUGUUUGAAUGGUGUGACUGUUGUGAAUGUUACAAAAUCCGUGUUUUGUCAGCAUUUCAUUAUACACUGUACAGUUUCCACUUUUGUGGAAUGUGUUGUAUGUCAAGGACUGCAAUUAAUGUGCACAAUUCUCUGUUCACUGUGCACACUCCAUGGCUGUCAAGGGAAAGUGCCGAUUGUUGAAGUGCAAACAAUUGACAUUUUAGCAAGGAAAAAUGUGUUUUACAUCGACUUCAUAUAUACACAGAGUAUAUACAGUGUGUCCAUAGAGGUGUCAUCUGUUCAUAAAUCUUUAUUGACGGCAGUUGUUACCUUGCUCAGCAAAACGAGCCACACGCACGCGUGGUCGCGCGAGGAUGUUCACCGUACGAAUCUCGUCCCGCUCGUCCUCCUCGUGGCGUUGGCCUCACAUCCACGUCGGAGGGCGGCCCAGGCGCUUGCCGCAACGCUUCUCUGCUGUCACGCGCCGCCGAAGGUCACUCAGCCUCUUGGUAAACACACUGCCGACGGUCAAAUGUUCCCCGAUUUAAAGUCGGGUCACGGUGACUUACUGCUCAAAUGAGUUGAUGCUCCCCUCCAGUUUACAGCCCAGAGGCAGUGGUGGAAAUUUCACAUUCCUAUGGCUGGGGCGUGUAUCUUCUAGGUCAACCACGGUUGACUUCUCCACAAAGUGGUCGUCGCGUCGUCGGCACGAUGGGCUGAGUCGACUCCCAACCAGGGUCUGAACUCUGGUUGCGAGCCACUCGCUCUAACGCUGAGCCACCUGGCUCUAAAUCUGAGCCACCUGGCUCAAUUCUUUAAUAAAGGAUGAUAGUUUAAUGGACACGCUGUAUAAUGUACGCAUACUGUAUGAUGAUACACGUACUGUAUAGAGUUACUCGUAAAAACCAUUGCAAAGUAAGCAUCGUGGAGCAGGAAAGCUAUUACGGUGGCCGGCGCAUUGUUGACAAGUGCAAUGUGCCGGUCAUUCAUGUGCAUCGGAAACAUCUGACGACCCAUUGCGAGAAUACUGACGUUGUGAACUGCAGAGAAGAAACAUCUCAAAUGCAAGUGGCGAUGUGGGCUGCUACAAAAAAAUUGGCCAUGGAUCUGCAAGACCAGCUAACUUUGAAUGCCAUACCAAGUGUACGGAUUUGAAUGUUAUUGACCCAAAGAAGAUCUCAAGUUUGUGUGUCCAAGAUGCUGCCAGUGCAUGCGGUGAAGAGGUCUGGCGGCAGGACGGGUCCUGACGGAUCGGUGGGGUGCGGACUUGAAUGUGAGACACUGGGAACGAGAGACGUCGCUGUAAAAUCAAGAAGUUCGCUCGCCCUGCGGUGAGAACGAUUCUGUAUUAAAGACAAAACGGCCUUAUUUAAGACGCCAGACAUUUAUGCGUGUGCGAUGCUAUUUAAAGCAUUUCUGAAAACCUUUUAAAUCCUGGAUAUGAAGGGAAUUUCACUUGGACUACAGUUGCUUCACACUGCCAAGGUUUACGUUUAAUCAACCCAGCGGCGAUGGUAUUACCAAUGCCCAGCCGUCUAAGAUCUGACCGUUUAUUUCGAUGCAUUGUAGACAAUCGAUGAUUUUUGUUCUCAACCGGGGAGGAAUGCUGCUCUGAGGCUGACAAUGUUGAGUCUGAUGCGAGUGCCCUGCGUGUGGGUGUGGAGACGCUUCGUUUUGACCGCAGAUUUGCGGGGCUCUGCCUCGCACAGAUCGCCAGUGAUGGCACAGUCAUGAUUGGUGGAACAAUGACCCCAAAGCUCUCUUACCGCUGGAUAAAUGUUACAUUGAGCGAUCAAUUAACGGGCAGCUUCUUUCCAAGCCUCGUGUCGAGCCCCCUUUAAACAAUCCACGGGAAUGUGUUUUCGUAAGUAACUGCACUGCUCAUCGUGCUGCGUAAAUGUUGAAUAUCGCUAAAAUGUUGCACAAGUGCUCAUACAAGGCGACUUGUUGCUGCCGUUCGGUCGCCGUGCCCACGCGUGGUCUGAACGUAGCAGUGGUCUGAACGUUCGCGCGAACGCGUUUGAGCAAAAGUUGCCGGGUGGCAGCGCUGACCUCGCAGUCUGCGAGUUCAAGUCCCGGUCGGGGAUCGGCUGGGCCCUCCUCUGUCCCCUUGUGGGGAGGUCGACGGCGAUCGUCCUCGUCAUAGGAGUGUGGAAUUUCAAAAAACUGGUUUAAGACCAUCAGUAGAGGCGAUCGCUUCCUUUGCUCGUUAAAGUGUAGACGCAGCUCGGACCUCACGAAAUGUCGGUAUCGGUUGUGAAGGAAUUCACGGUGUGGUGACGGCUCGUUGACAAGACACCCAGUUCGCAGGUACCGGCGUUUAAUGUCUCUCUCUCUUUCCGUGCGGUGUCCUUUGCUUUAAUAGCAGGCGAGGGCAGGCACACGGCCAACGGAAUGAAAGGGAUUAAGGUUUAAAAUUACUCUUGAUUUGAGCGAUAAUGGGUUAUUGUUCGUGCGGUUACAUCUGUGACGCAAAGGUUGUUGUAAUGAAAUCAUCUUGAUGACAGUCAUGCAGAUGACAAGGGCAAGGCAUUGUUCAUCCAUUUGGAAAAGAGAUGAGUCAUGUGAAUUGGUGAUGCUGUGAAUAAUCGUAAAGAUCAUAACAGUGACUAACCGCAAUGAGGAUUAUAGAUGGCAAUUCAUAUAAUGUUCAGAGAUGUCUCACAAAGUUAACAUUGACUAAACACUGUAGCUUCACCGAUUUACAGUUAUUAAAGAAGCAGCGAACUCUGGGGAACAUGUGGCUGAACACGUCAGUGUUAACUGGUUGAUAUAAAACACUGUACCUAUCAUACUGUAAAUCUGACUUAAAGCUUUCGUGACUGCAGGAAUUCAUAUUCUUUGAGUCUUUCGGUAAAGUCACGUAGAUAGGUUCAAACUUAUAAGU